CAGCCGGCGCAGCUCCGAGUCCGAGUCCGAGUCCGAUUCCGAGCURUAGCACCGGCCCUUUUGGAAUCAAGCCGAGAUCCCCGCCUGGCACCGGUCGGAGCGCAGGUUGGUGUGUCAACGCACAUCCCGGGAAUUAUCGGAGGUAGCGAGGCACGACCACCCCCGGGUACCACACGGUGCGGAGCCAGGAUUGCCCCUGACAGGCCUGGUCACAGCCGGAGCGCGCAGGAAGUCUGGGAGUCCCUAAAGGGCCUAGGCACUGAAGAGGAGAAAAGGAGAGGAUUCCAUCUAAGAGCAUACCGUAGACUCGGUGCAGGGAGGACAGUGGAGACUUCAUCCAGCACGGGGCAGAGGUGCUCGGAGCUCUGAGACCAGGCUCACGCUUGGCAUCCCAGCAGCCACAACCUAGACUCUACCUUAUCUGAGUCAGAACACAGAUAGCCUAGCUUCCAGACCUCGGCUGGCCCAGGGGACCUUGCACACAGAAACCGUUCCCUCACCUGUUUGAGACUGGCACAGGGUACAAGGAACCAGAGUCUGGCCUGACUCAAAGUGAGGAUCUCUGGUGGACCUGAGCUGCUCACUGGGGAGCCUGCCUCCUGCCCCAUCUCCACUGGUGCGAAUGUGCCGCUGCCCAUUGGAACAACAUGAAGGCAGGAUGACCUCAGCGGAAGCAGUGGAAGUGACUGGAAGUGCUCGAGUGGCUGGAUCCCCUGAGUGGCCCCCUGGCAGCCCCCAGGUCCUCCGGCAACCUGGCCGGGUCCGGGUGGCUGUGGCAGGAUUGGUGUGGCUGCUGGCAGGAGCCAGCAUGUCAAGCCUCAACAAGUGGAUUUUCACAGUGCAUGGCUUCGGGCGGCCCCUGUUGCUCUCAGCGCUGCACAUGCUGGCGGCAGCACUAGCAUGCCACUGGGGGGCACGACGCGGGAUGCCUGGGAGCACCCGCCUACGAGUGCUGCUGCUCAGCCUCACCUUUGGCACAUCCAUGGCCUGUGGCAAUGUGGGUCUGAGCACUGUGCCCUUGGACCUGGCUCAGCUGGCUACUACCACCACACCACUGUUCACAAUGGCCCUGUCUGCGCUGCUGCUGGGACGUCGCCACCAUCCACUACAGUUUGCUGCCAUGGGUCCACUCUGCCUGGGGGCAGCCUGCAGCCUGGCUGGAGAGUUCUGGGCACCCCCUGCUGGCUGUGGCUUCUUGCUGGCAGCCACCUGCCUCCGAGGUCUCAAGUCUGUUCAGCAGAGUGCCUUGCUGCAGGAGGAAAGGCUAGAUGCAGUGACUCUCCUGUAUGCAACCUCGCUGCCCAGCUUCUGCCUGCUGGCGGGUGCAGCACUGGUGCUGGAAGCUGGUGUGGCCCCACCACCCGUUCCUACAGAUUCCCGCCUCUGGGCCUGUGUCCUGCUCAGCUGCCUCCUGUCUGUGGUCUACAACCUCGCCAGCUUUUCUUUGCUGGCCCUCACCUCCGCUCUCACCGUCCAUGUGCUGGGCAACCUCACCGUCGUGGGCAACCUCAUCCUAUCCCACCUCCUGUUUGGCAGCCACCUCAGCACCCUGAGCUAUGUGGGCAUUGCGCUUACCCUUUCAGGAAUGUUCCUUUACCACAACUGUGAGUUUGUGGCCUCGUGGGCUGCCCGCCGGGGGCUGUGGCAAAGAGAGAAGCCUGGCAAAGGUCUUUGAGAUCUGGGGGAACUCAUGAACCACACCCAGGACAGCCUCAUCCUGAAUCAACCUUGGCCAAUGGCCAUGGGAAAAGUGGAAAGCAGGCAGCCACCAGGCCAAGGGAAGGAGAGGCACCUUCUGGAAGGACUCCGUAAGAGCUGGAAUGGUGACUUCCAGAGACAUCUACCUCUUGUCCCUGCCUAUCUUACCCUGUCACAGACCCCAUCCACCGCGGGAUGGUGGAUCAAAGCCUGGCAUAGUCACUGCACCUGUUGGACUAAUUUUUAUGAUUAGUAAAACUGUAUCAACUGUUACACUGAAAUUUCUGGGCAAACUUUGAAAAAUCUCAACGUGUUAUGAUGACAACGAUUCUCAACAAUUGCACAAUUCUUCCUCCAGUGGGGUAAGCAGUGUGGGGUUCCAAGAAAGUGGAACUACUCUCCACUGCUAGAUCCCUCAAGGACUUGGGGUAGUCUAUGCCAACUCCAGGCAGCUGCUACAGCCUCAUUCUUGGUCCUCCCAUUUUUGGGUCUU
Messenger RNA from Urocitellus parryii (Arctic ground squirrel), 2191 nucleotides. RefSeq names its product solute carrier family 35 member E4 (gene Slc35e4). The record is from RefSeq and is a predicted model, not a curated record. NCBI's taxonomy places the organism in Eukaryota, Metazoa, Chordata, Mammalia, Rodentia, Sciuridae.